GACGAUAUAUUGUCUCAGAAAUUAUUGUGAUAAACGAUAUUAUUGUUGACGUCUUUUCAAGACAAUUUUAUGCCACUAGUAAAAUAAUAAUGAUCAUGCAAAUACACCCUUUCAUAGAACAGUAAACUUUUUAAUUAAGUCAACUUAUUCAAUUCAACAGUGGAACGUAAAAAAUAAAUCUAAAUAAAUAAGCCAAAGAAAUAAAACAACAAUCAAACAAAACCACUCACAACAAAAACAAUAAAUAAAAUACAAUUUAUGGCUCUUAAAAAUUGCACUGAAGUGAAUAUUAACUUGGCACAGGGUAAUAAAAAGACAUUCUUUUCUUCACAGGCAACAUUAUGCCAAUCCAGUUUCUCAAAGAUUAGUACCCAGAUCAACAAAAAGUGCAAAGUAACAACGUAUUGCCAGCUGUCAUUUGGAUAAAAGUUACAACAAUUAGAACGAGAUAACAUGUAGGCAAGGGCGUAGGUUUGGUAUUAACAUUGGUGGGGACAAAAAUCCAAUGCCAACCCCCAGUGGUGCCAACUUCAGGUCAACAUUAGAGGGUCACAAUAUUUUGCUCCGUUGUGUUCCACCAAAAGAGUCUCCAUCAUCUCUCCAAAGGCCAGACUUUUAACAUUUGAAGUUCAGAACUGUAGUAAUUCAUGAAUAAUAAUAAUAAUAAUAAUAAUAAUAUGAAAUCCAUUUGAUUAACUGCAAAUCUUGCAUGUGAUGAUGAACUCAUUCUACCAAUUUGCAAAUGUGUUUUCCAAGCGAAUACCGCACUGACUGUCGGGAGGGUGUAUGUUCCUUUCCCUCAUAAAUGGAAAUAAAACCAUUCCGGAGCCUUAAACACUGCGUUCCAUGAGGCUGGCAGGGGGAGUCGCUCUCUUCUGUGGGAUCUUUAACUAGUUUUAGAAUGCUAGUUUAAGCUGAUAUGUGAUUGAUCUAACGGUAAAACAGCACGAGGGCUCGAGAACUUUGACAGGUUACAAUUUUACUUGGCAACAGAAUGUAUCUGAAUUCUGAUUGGUUGUUGUAUCUGAAUUCUGAUUGGCUGUUGUUAUAUUAUUGCCCUUUUGUUGUGUUCUUGAGCCCAGAGUGGGGGGAGGGGGGAGUGACAGGGUUCUACAGAGAAAAGUUUUCACUGCAACCGAACUGCUGUUUUUGUGACCACGCCCCCAGCGCGGAUAUUCAUGUUCACAUUGUUCAGUUUGUUUUUCUCUUUUAUUUUAGAUUUCUGUUAUCUGACUCUGGAUCCCAACACGGCAUAUUGUGAGCUCAUUCUGUCUGAGAAGAACAGAGCGGUGAGAUGGAGUGAGAGAGAGCAGCGUUACUCUGAUCAUCCAGAGAGAUUUGAUUACUGGCCUCAGGUGUUGUGUAAGGAGAGUGUGUGUGGACGCUGUUACUGGGAGGUGGAGUGGAGCAGUGCUGAUGGUGUGGACAUAUCAGUCUCAUAUAAAGACAUCAGCAGGAAAGGACGGGGUAAUGAGUGUGUGUUUGGACUCAACAAUCAUUCCUGGAGACUGUGGUGUUCUUCUUCUUCUCUCUCUUUCUGUCACAACCACAUUAAGACUGUUCUCAGAGUUCCAUCACCCUCCAGAAUAGGAGUGUAUGUGGAUCACAGUGCAGGAACUCUGUCCUACAGCGUCUCUGACACGAUGAAGCUCCUCCACAGAGUCCACACCACAUUCACUCAGCCUCUAUACGCUGGGUUUGGACCCUACUGGGUUUCUGGUUCUACAGUGAGAUUGUGUGAUCCAGAAUAAAAGUGUGUAGUGUUUUCUGUAAAAUUCCUGCACGUUGUCACGUUGUUGCUCAGUCGUCUGUUUCACUAGAACACAAUCCAGCUGCACAAAAACACUCAUUUUAAUAUUUAAAUUAAAAACAGAUUAAUAAUUUAAAAUCAUUAAAAAGGAAAUGUUAAAAAUUAACUGUCAGACAAGAAACUCGUCAAAUUUAAAAAGAAAAUGAUCUCAUGACCUUCGCAUUAUAAAGUUGUGUUUGCUUCAUAUUAAGCAGCGUCUCAUUAAAUAACUAAUAAACAGUAAUAAAGCCAGAACAGAACAACAUUUUAAACCUGUUCAGGUCACACUAUAUAAAAAUAAAACAUCACUUUUGGAA
Molecule: messenger RNA, 2106 nt
Organism: Neoarius graeffei (lesser salmon catfish)
Lineage: Eukaryota; Metazoa; Chordata; Actinopteri; Siluriformes; Ariidae
Product: stonustoxin subunit beta-like
Exons: 1
Coding region: 1179-1751 (190 amino acids)
Molecular function (GO): protein binding
Source: RefSeq, a predicted model, not a curated record